Molecule: messenger RNA, 1325 nt
Organism: Ceratitis capitata (Mediterranean fruit fly)
Lineage: Eukaryota; Metazoa; Arthropoda; Insecta; Diptera; Tephritidae
Product: flavin reductase (NADPH)
Exons: 3
Coding region: 502-1113 (203 amino acids)
Source: RefSeq, a predicted model, not a curated record
UUGUAUGAAUCAUGUAUAUACAUAUGUCUUGAUAAUUGAUAAAUAUUAGGCCUUAUUUUAAAUGUUACAUUAUUCUAUAUUUCCAAUAUCUGAACGCCGGAGUAAUUUUAUUUGCUUAUUCCUUAAAAUUAAUUGAUCUUUAAUGUGUUUUUUAAGCCUAAAAAAGUAAGAGAGCAUUCAUUACACUGUAAUUCUGCCAUAUGGAUUCAAACGAAUUAGAUAGAAACUGAAGUAAACUCGCAACUAGCUACAGGGCGAAGGUGGUGUAUCAAUCAAAAUACAUAUGUACAUUAAUGGAAUUCUCUGCUCAAUAGUUGUGAAUAUCACAUUUGACUGAACGAAUCGCACACAAUCGUUUCUGUUUUACGCAUAAAUAAAUAAAGCUUAUUUAGUAAUCUUAUCUGAAAGUACACUAUUUGUUAUCGGAAAUCCGCAACAAGACUGCAUUCUAUUUUUGCUUCAACUUACUUGGAGAAUAUUCUGUGAAAGAACACUUGCAUUAUGCAACGGAUUGCUGUUAUUGGUGGCACCGGCAUGACCGGCGAAUGUGUUGUCGAUUAUGCUUUAAAAAAAGGUUUGAAGGUUCGCCUUUUGUAUCGUAGUGAAACGACAUUACCUGAACGCUUUAAGGAUAAAGUUGAUUUAGUCAAAGGAAACGUUUUGAAUUUAGAUGAUUGCAAAAAUGUAAUAGAUGGCGUAGACGGGGUGUGCAUUAUUUUGGGUACGCGUAAUAAAUUGGAGGCCACUACAGAAUUAUCAACGGGUACUCAAAACCUGAUUACGGCGAUGAAGGAAAAGAGCAUACGUCGUUUCUCAAUUGUUAUGUCAUCAUUUUUAUUCCGUCCGCUUAAUGAAGUUCCAGGGGUUUUUCAUAAAUUGAAUGAAGAACAUAAACGUAUGUUGGAUUUGACAAAGGCGUCCGGCUUAGAGUAUGUGGCCAUACUACCACCGCACAUUUCCGAUGAGCCAUCAACCGAUUAUUCUGUGCAACAUGACGAUGCACCUGGUCGAGCUAUUUCCAAAUAUGAUUUGGCAAAAUUUGUAGUAGACUCAUUAGAACAAAACGAACACAUUGGUAAAGUAUGUGGGGUGGCAAAGAAAGUGGCCCAAUAGAACUUGUCUAAUUGCAUCUGUAUUUUAUUAGAGGAAACAUAUAACUAUUUUUGUGUAUACUCAAAAACAAUUAACACAUUCUUUGUUAUAUUUAUGUAAUUAAGAAUAUUUAUCUGGAAGUUAUUUAACACUGAGUGAAAAUGCUAAUUACAAAAUCAGUAUGCCUAAAACGCAGCUAUUGAAUAAAUUUUUGCAAAUAUUUGAAUAACCUA